AAACUGGUUUGCGCGUAUGGGUCUAUAUUACAAAGAAGUAAGUAAUAUCUAGUUGGAAUCAAUUUAAAGCGAUGAAUUUCUCGGUUCCUUUGGUUUUGCUGCUCUGGAUUUUGGCAAUUGCUGCUGAAGCCAAAGACACUCACUUGAUGAGAAAAGAGUUGUCUGCAGACUGCAAAGAGGGAUGGAAAAGCUAUCAAAACCAUUGUUAUGCCUUCUUUGACCAAAACGUGAAUUGGUUUCAGGGACAGAUGUAUUGUAAUCAAUAUGGCGGAACUUUAGUGAAUAUCGAAAAUUAUGAAGAAAACGCAUGGAUCGCAACACAAUUUACACGAAGCUCCAUAUGGAUUGAUGCAACGGACAUUGGAAACGAGGGAGUUUGGAGAUCAUUUUCCACUUGUCAACCCACGCUCAAUAAUUGGUCACCAGGCAAUCCUGAUAACUGGCGUGGAUCCCAAAACUGUGCAACAAUAAACUUUGGCGGUCCGGGAACGUGGGAUGAUGACAAUUGCUUCACAAACCAUACCUUUAUUUGCGAAUCGUUAGGUACACGUAUGGACAUUUAAUUUUUU
Molecule: messenger RNA, 569 nt
Organism: Saccostrea cuccullata (small rock oyster)
Lineage: Eukaryota; Metazoa; Mollusca; Bivalvia; Ostreida; Ostreidae
Product: lectin BRA-3-like
Exons: 4
Coding region: 72-563 (163 amino acids)
Molecular function (GO): signaling receptor activity
Source: RefSeq, a predicted model, not a curated record